GCGACGGCCAGUUUGACAGCCUUCCCCUUGUUUCAGUCGGCGGCUCUGGAACGUUCUGACCGCGACUCGGUGAAAACGUUUUAAUCUAAGUCCAUCCUUGGCCGAGCCGCGGUGUUUCAUCUUCGAUUGCAGUCGGUCCCGCUCUGAAGACCUCCUUUAAUAUUUUCCAUCAAAUAUAAAGUCGCGAUGCCAGAAGCCAUGGCUGCACCGAGACCCUCAAACGCAGGCAAAAACAAAGGUGGGGCGUAUGUGGACCGCGACAAGCCGGCCCAAAUUCGCUUCAGUAACAUUUCUGCUGCCAAAGCUGUUGCUGAUGCCAUCAGGACAAGUUUAGGACCCAAAGGGAUGGACAAAAUGAUCCAGGAUGAGAAAGGCGAUGUGACCAUUACCAAUGAUGGGGCCACCAUAUUGAAACAGAUGCAGGUGCUCCACCCUGCAGCCAAAAUGCUGGUGGAGCUGUCCAAAGCUCAGGAUAUAGAGGCUGGUGAUGGCACCACCUCUGUAGUGGUGAUUGCUGGAGCUCUGCUGGACGCCUGCUCCAAACUGCUGCAGAAAGGGAUCCACCCCACCAUCAUCUCGGAGUCGUUCCAGAAGGCUGUGGAUAAGGGCAUCGAGGUGCUGACGGCCAUGAGCCGGCCGGUGGAGCUGAGUGAUCGUGAAACGCUGCUCAACAGUGCCACCACAUCACUUUGCUCCAAGGUGGUGUCUCAGUACUCCAGCCUGCUGGCUCCCAUGAGUGUGGACGCUGUGAUGAGAGUCAUCGACCCGGGCACAGCCACCGGUGUUGACCUGCAUGACAUUAAAAUCAUCAAGAAGCUUGGAGGGACCAUUGAUGACUGUGAGCUGGUGGACGGCCUGGUGCUCACUCAGAGGGUGGCCAGUACUGGUGUAACCCGGGUGGAGAAGGCUAAGAUUGGCCUCAUCCAGUUCUGUCUGUCGCCUCCCAAAACGGAUAUGGACAACCAGAUCGUGGUAUCGGACUACGCCCAGAUGGACCGCGUGCUGCGGGAGGAGCGUGCCUACAUCCUCAACUUGGUAAAACAGAUUAAGAAAGCUGGCUGCAACGUGCUGCUCAUCCAGAAGUCCAUCCUAAGAGAUGCUCUGAGCGACCUUGCUCUGCACUUCCUGAACAAAAUGAAGAUCAUGGUGGUGAAAGAAGUCGAGAGGGAGGACAUUGAGUUCAUCUGCAAGACUAUCGGAACCAAGCCCAUCGCCCACAUUGACCACUUCACUCCAGAAAUGCUUGGCACAGCAGAGUUGGCAGAGGAGGUCAGCCUGGACGGUUCUGGCAAACUGGUCAAGAUCACCGGCUGCUCCAGUCCUGGGAAGACUGUUAGCAUUGUGGUUCGUGGCUCCAACAAGCUGGUGAUUGAGGAGGCGGAGCGCUCCAUCCAUGACGCGCUCUGUGUCAUCCGCUGCCUGGUCAAGAAGCGGGCUCUGAUCGCUGGAGGUGGCGCCCCAGAGAUCGAGCUGGCUGUGCGUUUGGCAGAGUACUCGCGCACCCUCGGUGGCAUGGAGGCCUACUGUGUGCGGGCGUACGGCGAUGCCCUGGAGGUAAUACCCUCAACUCUCGCUGAGAACGCCGGCCUAAAUCCCAUCUCCACGGUGACGGAGCUUCGCAACAGGCAUGCACAGGGAGACAAGAUGGCUGGCAUCAAUGUCCGCAAGGGAGGGAUCUCCAACAUCCUGGAGGAGCUGGUGGUGCAGCCUCUCCUGGUCUCCGUCAGUGCGCUGACCCUGGCCACAGAAACCGUCCGUAGCAUUCUCAAGAUCGACGACGUGGUCAACACUCGAUAAGUCUGCCCCGUGAGUCGCGUCAUGAAGUGGCUUGUUUGUCGACGGAUGGCGGAUCCUGCCGGCUUCAGUCUGCUCAGAUUUCCACUGUAGUUGCUACGUUGCCUAUUUAAUAAAAAAAGGCUUUUGUUGUUGACACUC
Melanotaenia boesemani (Boeseman's rainbowfish) is the source of this 1935-nucleotide messenger RNA. RefSeq names its product chaperonin containing TCP1, subunit 4 (delta) (gene cct4). The record is from RefSeq and is a predicted model, not a curated record. Gene Ontology annotation, cellular component: chaperonin-containing T-complex. NCBI's taxonomy places the organism in Eukaryota, Metazoa, Chordata, Actinopteri, Atheriniformes, Melanotaeniidae. Gene Ontology annotation, biological process: protein folding. The transcript is spliced from 13 exons. Gene Ontology annotation, molecular function: ATP-dependent protein folding chaperone; ATP hydrolysis activity; ATP binding. The coding region runs from base 187 to 1797 and encodes 536 amino acids.